GACCUGGUCCUCAGGAAGUACUCGGGUGAGAGAGGAGCCUCUGUCAUACCCUGGGGCCAAGGGAACCACAUCCCGGGGCCGCGCACCCGGCCUGGCCUCCGGGACGCAGCAAACUCGCCGGCCACGGGCAUCUCCAGCGGCGACAACUUCCGGCCUCGGAGCUUCCCCCCGCCCCCGUGGCUCGCCCGGGUCCUCGCUGUGGAAAGGUGACCGUGGCUGCCGCCGGGCCUGAGCAGACGUCGGGCCAGGGGCUGCCACGUCCUCAGGACGGCGGUGAGGACACCGCAGGGUGCUAGUGCUCGGCCAUGCGUCGUGCGGCGCCGCCGGCGGGGCUGGAGCGGAGGACGGCCCGGAGCGGGGCGCACCGGCGUGCGCGGGGCAGGCGCGGAGGCGGAAGUGAGGGCACGGCCUGCCUGGCCAGCCGUCUAGGAAGCCGCCGCCGGUCGCCCCGCGGGAGCAUUCGGAGCCCCGCCAGACCGUCGCGACUCAGCCUCGGAUGCCGGCGCGAUGCCUCUGUUCACUGCCAACCCGUUCGAGCAAGACGUGGAAAAAGCCACAAAUGAGUACAACACUACAGAAGACUGGAGUCUGAUUAUGGACAUCUGUGAUAGGGUUGGAAGCACUCCCAAUGGAGCAAAAGAUUGCCUAAAAGCCAUAAUGAAACGGGUAAACCAUAAGGUCCCUCAUGUUGCUCUUCAGGCAUUAACUCUUCUUGGGGCUUGCGUGGCAAACUGUGGAAAGAUAUUUCAUUUAGAAGUGUGUUCCCGUGAUUUUGCAACAGAAGUACGUGCUCUGAUAAAAAAUAAGGCUCAUCCUAAAGUAUGUGAAAAACUGAAAUCUCUAAUGGUGGAAUGGUCAGAGGAAUUCCAAAAGGACCCCCAAUGUAGUCUGAUAUCUGCAACUAUUAAAUCUAUGAAAGAAGAAGGAGUUACUUUUCCUUCAGCAGGUUCCCAGACUGUCUCGGCUGCUGCCAAAAACGGUACAUCAUUGAACAGAAACAAAGAAGAUGAAGACAUAGCGAAAGCUAUUGAGCUGUCCUUGCAAGAGCAGAAGCAGCAGUGCGCAGAGACAAAGUCUCUGUGUCCACCUGCAGAGACGCAGUUAAAUAACAAGCCUGCGCGGAGAGUCAGAGCGUUGUACGACUUUGAAGCCGUGGAGGACAACGAACUCACCUUUAAACACGGUGAAAUCAUUACUGUUUUGGAUGACAGUGAUGCCAACUGGUGGAAAGGAGAAAGUCCCCGAGGAAUUGGACUCUUCCCCUCUAACUUCGUGACGACCAACUUAAACGUAGAGUCUGAGGCAGCAACAGUGGACAAGUUGAAUGUAAUUGAUGAUGAUGUGGAGGAAAUUAAGAAAUCAGAGCCUGAGCCUGUUUAUAUAGAUGAGGAUAAAAUGGAUAGAGCCCUGCAGGUUCUUCAGAGCAUAGAUCCGAAGGAUUCAAAACCUGACUCCCAAGAUCUCUUGGACCUAGAAGAUAUUUGCCAACAGAUGGGUCCAAUGAUAGAUGAAAAGCUUGAAGAGAUUGAUAGGCAGCAUUCAGAACUGUCUGAGUUGAAUGUGAAGGUCUUGGAAGCUCUGGACCUAUAUAACAAAUUGGUGAAUGAGGUACCUGUCUAUUCAGUCUAUGCAAAGCUUCAUCCAGCACAUUACUCAUCUACAUCCUCUGGGGUUCCAGUGCAGACAUAUCCAGUUCAGUCGCAUGGUGGAAACUACCUGGGUCAUAGCAUUCACCAAGUAUCUGUUGCCCAGAGCUAUGGCCUAGGACCCGAUCCUAUGGGCUCACUGAGAUCUCUGCCUCCAAAUAUGAACUCCUCAGUAACAACACACACUGUCCAAACUCCAUAUUUAAGCACUGGACAGGACACUGUUUCCAGCCCUUCUUAUGUGAACCAGAGCUCUCGUCUUCCGUCAGCUGCUGGUCCAGCUGCUUACACACAGCCUGUGGGGAUGUCUGCAGACGUGUCCUCUUACCAGAGCACAGCCUCCAGUUUGCCACAGCUGCCUGGCUUUCCAGGGGCAGUUCCUGCACCUCCAGCCGCACUGCCGCCCACAAGUUACCACCAGCAGCCUCUCCUUUAGAGACACACCAGGGCUGUUGGAAGUCUUCUAGGUGUGUCACUCGACCCAGGGGAUUCUGAUCUGAAGUGCUUACUUUCCCCUCUCAGUCAAAAAGAACCAUGAAUAAUAAAGCACAAAUCCCUACCUUA
Messenger RNA from Peromyscus eremicus (cactus mouse), 2210 nucleotides. RefSeq names its product signal transducing adaptor molecule 2 (gene Stam2). The transcript is spliced from 14 exons. Gene Ontology annotation, cellular component: endocytic vesicle. Gene Ontology annotation, biological process: signal transduction. Gene Ontology annotation, molecular function: ubiquitin binding; phosphatidylinositol binding. Lineage: Eukaryota; Metazoa; Chordata; Mammalia; Rodentia; Cricetidae. The record is from RefSeq and is a predicted model, not a curated record. The coding region runs from base 508 to 2082 and encodes 524 amino acids.